Messenger RNA from Pelobates cultripes (western spadefoot toad), 438 nucleotides. Lineage: Eukaryota; Metazoa; Chordata; Amphibia; Anura; Pelobatidae. The record is from the annotation of a GenBank genome assembly.
AUGGCGGCGGCCUCCCAGAUCUCGGACUCACCUCCUCACAGUCCUGCGCUCUCUGAUCACUCGAUCAUAUCCACAGACAUGGAACUAAAGGAGAUACUACAUAAUCUGCCCUUAAAGUCAGAGGCAUCUAUGUUGGCACGUUUGAAGGAGUCUAUGCAAGAACAAAUCUCCAGUGUCACAAAAGACAUGCGCCAUGUAGGACAAAGAGUGAGGGAGCUGGAAUAUGAAAAUCUACGCACAAUUGCAGCAAUAAAAGCUCUGGAAACAAGACAAGAAGUUAUUGAACACAAAUUCCUUACUUUGGCAAGGAACUUAGAAGAGCUCAAAAAUAGAAGCAGGCGGAACAGCUUAUGCCUGAGAGGCCUACCAGAGGCCCAUGAAGCCUCAGAGAAUCUCCAGGACACACUACAAGCAUUAUUUAACAACAUCCUUCAUUAG